This is a messenger RNA of Talpa occidentalis (Iberian mole), 4383 nucleotides long. It is a transcript of the gene TMEM44, whose product is annotated as transmembrane protein 44. Lineage: Eukaryota; Metazoa; Chordata; Mammalia; Eulipotyphla; Talpidae. The coding region runs from base 1 to 1338 and encodes 445 amino acids. The transcript has 14 exons. The record is from RefSeq and is a predicted model, not a curated record.
AUGGGGGAGGCGCCCAGCCCCGCGCCCGCGCCCGCGCUCUGGGACUGGGGCUACCUGGACCGCUGCUUCGCCCGCCACCGCGUCUGCAUCUCCUUCGGCCUGUGGAUCUGCGCCUCCUCCUGCUGGAUCGCCGCCCACGCGCUGCUUCUGUAUCUGAGAUGUGUGAAGAAUUCCGGACGGGACCAGUCGGCACUGUGCGCUGCGUGCUGCCUCCUGACCAGUCUGUGUGAUGCAGUUGGGGCAAUUCUGGCCAAACAGCUCACAAUCCAGGUUUUCACUGGUGCCUACCUAGCAGCGGUUGACUUGGUGAACUUUGUGUUCAUUCUCUUCCCAGUCUGUGGCUCCAAAUCCAGUUCUCAUUCUGGGAGCAGCUGCCAGGAGAGGAAGAGGAGGAGGAGGCUCAGGACUGGUGUGUUUGCUCUGGCCCUGCCGCUGAGCCUGGGUCCAGGCUGGGCUCUCUGGGUCGGUGUUCCGAAGGCUUCAAGCCCCAUCCGUGGGCCACAGCGGAGGCUUCUGGGAAACCUGCUGCAGGAUAAUACAGAAAUCCUUGGCUAUCUGCUGGGUGGCAUUGCUGCCCUUGGCUCCUGGGCUUCCCGGAUCCCCCCACUCUCCAAAAUCUGCCAGGGUAAGGCAUUUCCCGCCAUCCACCUGUGGACCCGACUCCUGUCAGCCCUGGCUGGCCUCCUCUACGCCUCGGCCAUCGUGGCCCAUGACCGGCGCCCUGAGUACCUGCUUCGGGCCACACCCUGGUUCCUGACCUCCCUCGGCCGUGCUGCGCUGGACCUUGCCAUCAUUCUCCUUUCCUGGGUGAUGAAGAGCAAAGCGAGGCGGACCUUGGGGUUUACCUCUGAAGCCAGAGAGAGCCCCGACACUCAAGCCCUUUUGACAUGUGCAGAGAAAGAGGAAGAACAUCCCGAGGCGAGCAAUGAGAAUUCAGAUUGGGUGCCUCUCACCACACUACCACACUGCAAGCCACUCAGGACAAUGGCAGCCAUCAGUCGCUACAUGGAGCUGACAAUUGAACCUGUGCAGCAGGCAGGAUGCAGUGCCACCAGGCUGCCUGGCGACGGACAGAUGAGCACUGGAGAUGCGCCCCUGCAGGAGCCCCCCUCAUACCCUCCGGUUCAGGUCAUCCGGGCCCGUGUGUCUUCCAGCAGUGAUUCCGAGGCCUCCUCCAUCAACUCCGACCUCGAGCAGAAGUAUUGGGAAGCCCUAAACUCGGAGCAGUGGGACCCUGAAGAUGUAAACCUUGAAAUGAACAAAAACAACAUAGAGAUGCUCAGAUCCCAGGUGCACAGAUUCUCUAUGAGGUCAGUGGACUUGCCUUCCGAUGAGUAGUGCCUUCUGGAGCCAGCCCAUCAACUCAAGGCCAAUAUCAAGCAUUUGUCAAGGACUGAGCAGGGAUUCAUUUCAGCUUCUGCAGAGACUGCCUAUGAAAGCGAGGAACCAGAAGUUGUCACUGAGUUUGGCUAGUCUGCAUCAUGGCUCAGAAUGCAGCUAAGACUUUGUAUUGUGUGGACAGACCUGGACAUGCCGAGUUUGUUCCAAAGAUUAUAAGUCCACAACCACUCUUGCUUACAAUAAUACAAACUUUCAUCCAAAGGAAAAUGGACCCUCGUUUCCCUCUGCCUAUAGAUUCAGCCAAAGUCUGAAUAUCUACUAGGUCCCAGAAAUGGUUUCAUUACUAAGAGCUAAUGUGUUUGGAUCUCAGCAGAGCCCUGUUUUGCAAGACCUGGCUAAGCCCAGGAAAUGAAACUAGUGGGCCCACACAUGGGGGUCUGGGACAUACUCAGAGGUUCUGAUGGGACUUAACAACUGCCCUCCCGUCACCCACUCAGAUUUUCAUCUGGAAGGUAGAGCUUGGACUGGUUGGUUAAUCAGAAGUUUGUGAGAUCACCGGUACUGCACGGGCAAGCAAAGCAAAUCAUCCUAGGUACCAGGACUUACUCCGUCCUGGCAAGGUAUGUGCCGAGGGAAUCAGGUGUGGACUGACUCUACAGGAAGUAAAUGAGAGCAUGCAGAGUGUAAGAGGCAUGGCAGGGGGUGUUACAUUUAAGGACAAUAAUCCCAUUUUAGGACUAUUUUGAUGCUGUGAUGAUGGGGAAGGGGGAGGAUGCAAGGAGUGGGACUAGGGUGGGCAGAACACUAGAGUGAAUAAAUCCUGAUUGAGUGAAUUAAAGUAUCUCAUUGUGGAGCACAGAGCUAUAUAUGAAUCCCAGCAUAAUCACAGAAGUCUGCCACCAGGGGAACUGGGAGAAAUGCCAAGAAACACAGUUGUGCUCCUGGCUGGCCCCUGGCAGCCUGUAUGACUCAGCUGCAGCUGCCCAGCUUCUCCUAUGAGGGAGUGCAAGUCCCAGCAGCAUGAUGAAGAGGGUGCCUCGGGGAAAUGGGUUGGUUCUACAGGUCUCUGCAGAGAUCUUAAUCUCCUGGGUGACCCCUGAGUUAGCAGUGAACUUAAGCCACCUCAUUUCUACCCUUUAUCCAACUGCUUUGGUCCCCAGCUAUCUUGUAAUGAAUUUGCUACAGUCAAUUUUGUAUUGUAAUCUUAAUUACUGAAGCUAUAUUUUGAGGGAAAAUGAAGAUUUGGAUGAGGUGGGGUGGGAGGCAUUCCAACAGUUUAAACUGUACAGAGGAUUGAAAGCAAGGAAGGAUAGAAUCUAGACAAGGAAGGAGCAAUCUGACAUGUCCAGACUGAAGGGUGAGGUAUGGGCUCUAGAGGGCAUGAAGAGGCUAGAAAGAACCAGACUGUGGGCACUACAGAGCUGGUACUUAAUUCGGUGGUUAAUUGGUAGUCCUGGAAGAUACAUGAGUAAGGUGACUGACAUGCUUCAUGUAGGUGACAGCUGAUUGGUUUCCAACCCAAAAGUUUACAGAAAGCAGAAAUGCGGUAUGGAUAUGGAUACAGUAUGAGCAUGGGGUCCAUGCUUGUCUGAGUGGCAACAGAAGGGCUGGAGAAAAGCUCAUCUUUAGAAAGGAAGAAGACGUGGGAAUCGGAUAACAUCUCUGGAAUCUGCCUUUAGCACAUCCUCUCUCAAUGAGAGGCUGACUCGUGCUGUGUGAGGCAUCAGAAAUUGGUUGGGUCUGAAGGAAAUGACCAUUCACCCCAGGACAUCAGAUGAUCUCACUGACUUUGAGCAGCAAGAACUACUUAAGCUCCAGAUGUUUCCUGUCCCCCUAGAUCCCAUCAUCUUAGUCUCUUCCUUCACAAACCAGAUCCCAUGAUCAUGUUCUAAGUUUGUCUCAGAGCUAAAUCCCAAGUCUCUUCUUCCAAAGUGAACUAUUAAACUGGGAAUUUUGGAAGCACGGUUUAGCCUCAUUGUUCAGUGGGAAUCUGCCUGUUAUGUAAAGCUCUGGAACUCUGGAGCCUUUGUGAAGAGGUAGCAACCAAAUGCCUUUCUCCUACAGUGCCCCUGCCCUGGGCCUCCACUGUAGCUUCAUCUCUUGCUGCUACUCAGAGGAUAAUGGGAGUUAUUUGCUCUGAAGACUCCCUGAACAGUGCCAAAGGUUUCCUACCCGGGGCAAAAGCUAGAGGACAAACUAAUCAUCCUCUCCUGUUCACUCACCUGGAGAUGCGAGAUGGUAUAAUAGCCCUAGCUAUGCUGCCCAUUUUCUGCAUGGCUUAGAGCAUGCUACUUAACUUUUGUGAAUUCCUGAGGCAGACUAAGAAUAAUACCUAUCAAGAAAGAUUGUUGUGAAGACUAAGUGAACUAACAUAUGAUACACGAAACACACAACACCUGACUCAAAUUCGACAAUGACGAGAGAGAGAUUAGUUUCCUUCCUCCGUGUACUUCACCAGAUAUGCACUGAAAGGUAUAUAUUUAUAAGGAGAGGAAAAGAUAAAGCAAAUGUGGCAAAAUGGGACCAGCUGGAGAAUCCAGAUGGAUAGUAUUAAAGAAGAAAGACAAGGUUGUUUUUAAAAGUUCACUGUCCCUAGCACUGGCGUCAGAGACGUGGUCACAGUGAAAUUGGAACCCUGUUGGUAGCAGCAGCCAAAAGAACUUAUGUUUACCCAAGGGCACACCCGAGGGGGCGAACCUUCACCUGCACAGGUGUGUGUCUGGACUGACCUCAGGCGGUGUCUGCAGCUUCCAUGGGUAUGUCCUGGUGUCUCUGAGGGUAAACUGGUGACUUAGGAAUCCAAGUCUUCAAAAGAAGUUGGAGAGCUGUUAGAAGUAGGGACAGCAGUGACUGGCUCUACAGGUAUACCCAUGGCUUCCUGGAGAGAUCACCGGCUGCUGAGACCAAUAGUACUGAGCGCUGAGAGAAGGGUGAAACCUCUGUGUGAGCCAUCAGGAAAUCUUUUUUCAACCAGCACCCACAGGUGACCUCAAUGACUGUUUAAGUACCAACACAGAAAACAUGGGAGAGAAGUGAGUGUGG